Arachis duranensis is the source of this 1464-nucleotide messenger RNA. RefSeq names its product thiol-disulfide oxidoreductase LTO1. The coding region runs from base 125 to 1213 and encodes 362 amino acids. NCBI's taxonomy places the organism in Eukaryota, Viridiplantae, Streptophyta, Magnoliopsida, Fabales, Fabaceae. The record is from RefSeq and is a predicted model, not a curated record. The transcript is spliced from 6 exons. Gene Ontology annotation, molecular function: oxidoreductase activity.
ACCACUGCACCCAGCAAAUUUGUUUGACUUUUUCGUUGACUCCCAUUCAGUGGAAUAUGGUAGAUGAGCUUAUCGAGGAAGAAGGUGAGUUGGUUAGCUUAAGCUACUAGAAGCUUCCACCACCAUGGCCACUUUCACCUUCUCCAUGUCCCUAUCGUCUUUUCGUUCCUUUGUGCCCAUUUGGCACCACCGUGCUCCCAACCACCGGAGCUUGGGCCUCUUCGACGUCACGCAGCGUAUGAGGUUGCCGCCGCCUCUCAAAUGCUCCGCCGCAGAACCCGACCAGGAAACCAAGGUUCCCGCCACUUCCUCCGGCUCCGGCGAAUGGACUCAUAAGCUGACCGCGGGGAUCGCCGGGAUCGGCUUCCUUGAAACCUCGUACCUUACCUACCUGAAGCUCACCGGUUCCGAAGCAUUUUGCCCUAUCGGUGGUUCUCCCUGCGGCGACAUACUCAACAGUGAUUACGCGCUUAUUUUCGGUGUUCCUCUUCCUUUGGUUGGGAUGGUGGCGUAUGGCUUGGUUGCGGCGCUUGGUCUGCAAUUGGCCACAAAGAAGAUGUUGCCUUUUGGGAUUGGCAGGUCCAGUGCCCAGCUCAUGGUGUUGGGAACCACUACCUCCAUGGCAGCUGCUAGUGCCUAUUUCUUGUUCAUUCUCAGCACAAAAUUCUCUGGGUCGACUUGCUCGUAUUGUUUGCUUUCGGCAUUCUUGUCUUUCAGCUUGUUCUUCACCGCAGUAAAGGACAUUGGAUUGCAAGAGACCAAUAAACAAGUGGGCAUGCAGUUGCUUAUUGCUAGCUUGGUGAUUCUCACUCUGAACACCUCCUAUAAUAAUUCUAUAUCUGCCUCCUCAAGCCUGGCUGAAAUGGAAUUGCCAUAUUAUGCAACUGAGAUAAAAAAUCCGUCAAGCCCCUUUUCACUCUCUCUAGCAAAGCAUUUGCACUCAAUAGGAGCUAAAAUGUAUGGAGCCUUCUGGUGUUCACACUGCUUAGAACAAAAAGAGAUGUUUGGUCGUGAGGCAGUGAAGGAGUUGGAUAUUGUGGAAUGCUAUCCUGAAGGGUUUCGGCCUGGAACUGUGAUGAACAAAGCAUGUGUGGAUGCCAAAGUUGAUGGUUUCCCCAUGUGGGUUAUUAACGGUCAGGUUGUGAGUGGUGAGGUAGAAUUAUCUGAGUUGGCACGAGUCUCCGGCUAUAAUGGAUCCGCUCAACCUAGCUAGGGUUUGAACUUCGGAACUAACAGAUAUCACAUUGUAGAAGCACAUAUAUUGUACAGCUUAUAGACGAGUUUGUUUGUCCUUUUUUAGACCUAUUCCUCCCUGUUGUUCUAUGAUGCCAAGUAAGAAUGUAUCUUAUGUUUUUUUUUUCCCCCCUUGCCCUAGUUGAAUGUUUUGUACACAUUAGGGGUCGGAAUCAACCUUGAGUAAUGUCACCCAUUUGUUUCCUAAUAGAAUAAAUCGUAGUUCUUGUA